AUGGCUUCCAAUUCCAAACCCGUUAUCCUUGUCACUGGCGGUAACCAGGGCCUCGGCCACGAAAGUCUCAAAGUCCUGGCCCGAACCAACAAAUACCAGCUGGUCGUCGGCGCCCGCUCUCAGUCCAAGGCCGACGAGGCCGUCAAGGUCAUUGCUUUUGAGACUGGCAAUGCAGACUUAACGCCGGUUGUUAUUGAUCUGGAUAGCGACGAGACCAUCUUCCGUGCCGCUAAAAUGGUCGAAGAGAAAUUCGGCCACCUGGAUAUCCUGGUCAACAAUGCCGGCAUCAACCGCUCACCAAAACCCAAUGCCACUCUCCGUGAGGACCUCCGCGCUGUUUUUGAAACGAAUGUUUUCGGUGUGGCUGUCAUGAAUGAGACCUUUCUCCCGCUGAUCCGUAAAUCAACUUAUCCUCAGCGCCGUAUUGUGACGGUUACCAGUGGCCUGGGGAUGUUUGGUGUUGCCCUGACCGAAAGCUCUCCUUACAACGCCUGGAACUACAAAUUUCCUGUAUACCGCAGCAGCAAAGCAGCCGUCAAUAUGAUCUCGGCCGUCGACAUGAUUGCACUCCGGGAGGAAAAUAUCUCGACUGUUCUAGUCGAGCCUGGAUACUGCCGUACGGCUUUUGGAGGGUUCCAAGGGCACAAGGAUGCUGACGAGGGUGGGAAGGUUAUUGCCCGUGCCGCUGUUGAGGGGGAUAACAAAGAUUUGUUCCUGAAGAUUGUCGAUGAUGAGGGCAAACAUGCCGAGUUCGGCUGGUAA
Messenger RNA from Aspergillus thermomutatus, 762 nucleotides. RefSeq lists its product as uncharacterized. The record is from RefSeq and is a predicted model, not a curated record. Lineage: Eukaryota; Fungi; Ascomycota; Eurotiomycetes; Eurotiales; Aspergillaceae. Bases 1 to 762 code for a protein of 253 amino acids. The transcript has a single exon.